UAAUCCUGGGUCACACAAAGUUUAAGAGUGCUUUACAGGGGAGACUCACUUCUUUUUGCCUCAACCUUUCCAUGCAGACGGGAUGUUACGUGCUUUGCUGUUUACACUGUCAGUAGUUGCCAUUGCUCAUGCUGAGCUCUGCAAGCCAGAAGCGCAGAAUGCUUUCAAAGUACGGAUUAGUAUCAAAACAGCUUUGGGAGAUAAUGCAUAUGCCUGGGAUGCUAAUGAAGAGUACCUCUUCAAAGCAAUGGUGGCUUUUGCAAUGAGAAGAUAUUCCAGCAAGAGUACAACUCAAAUUUCCAAUGUGCUGCUCUGUAAUGUGACAGACCGGGUGUCCUUUUGGUUUGUAGUCACAGAUUCUUCCAAAAACGUGACAACUGUUCCUGGAAGUGAAGUAGAGGCAGCCAUCAGGAUGAACCGGAACAGAAUCAACAAUGCCUUCCUACUGAGUGACAAAACACUGCAGUUCCUGAAGAUAACCUCAACCUUAUCACCUCCUGUUGAACCCUCUACUCCCGUCUGGCUUAUUGUAUUUGGUGUUGUUCUUUGUCUCAUUGUGGCUGGGAUUGUUUUCCUCGUUGUUUCAGGGAUUCAGAAACACAAGAAAAAGAAUAAAGAGUCAACAGAGAGAGAAAAUUUAGAAGAUAAAGAUGAAGUGACACUAGAAAAUGGGAUUCCUUGUGAAGCACUGGAUUUAAAAGCAGGCCACAUUAAUGGAGUCUUUGCAGCAGAUGAUGAACGGUUCACAUCCCUAUGAAAUGCUGCCACUGCUCCUGGGUGGUUUCCUGAAAGACUCCUUUGCCUGCCUUUUCUCAUCACUACUCCUGAAUGUCAAACAUGAAGACAAGAAAAACGUCUCCUUCUACGUAAUUUCCCUUGAGAGAACCUUUUGCUGAUAACACAUACACUUGAACCUCCAUUCCAGUUCUUUUUCAUGAGCAACGCAAAUAAGAAGCCCUCAGAUAAUAUCUAUAAAAGAUUUCCGGAAGAUGUGUGGCAAAAGAGGGUUGGAACCUCCCUUGUGCCAGACAUCUCAUUUUUAAUGAUUAUUUAAAUAUGUCCAUUGUUUGUUUUUCUCUGACAUAAAUGUGAAACAGCAGUAUUCUUGAAUCUCACUGGUGAGAUCAUCUAUCAUUGCCAAUUCUUGAUGGGUUUUUUUUCAAGCCAUAUGCAAAAGUUUCUCUGUAAAAUUACUUCUGUUUGCUGCUAUGUAGUAUGCCUUUGGAUGGAACAGUCAACAGUGCAUGACAGUUUUCAUAUAUUGAGAAACAAAAAAGCUUUCACAGCCUCUGUAAGACCAGGUCAAAAUACCUGGAUCAUCUAUAGCUCUGAGGCUAGGAAAAAACGGUACUAGAAGUGUUUUUCACUUAACUGUCAAAGUUACAGAUUUUGUGAGCUGGCAAUUAAAAGUUGCAAAACUCUGAAAUUUGUUGAAAUUAAAAGUUGCAACAAAGGGCAGAUUUUCCACAGGUGCAGUCAGUGUUUAGUGGCUCUCACUAAAUCAUAGAAUCACAAGCCAGCCUGGGUUGCAAGGGAUAUUAAGAUCAUCUAGUUCCAAUCCCCCUGUCAUGGGCAGGGACACCUUCUGCUAGACCAAGUUACUCAGAGCUCCGUCCAGUCCAGCCUUGAACAUUUUCAGGGGUGGGACAUCCACAGCUUCUCUGGGUGUUCUGUCCCAGUGCCUCAACAAUCUCACAGUAAAGGAUUUUCUCCAAAUAUCUAAUCUAAACCUGCCCUCUUUCAGUUUGAAUCCAUUUCCCCUUGUCCUGUCGUUAUAUAGAAGCCCUUGUAAAUAGUCUUUCACAGCUCUCUGGAAAGAUCUUGCUUUCAGUUUUUAAUAAUAAAGCUAGAGUAGAUUUCCAACAUAGCCAGCAUGGGGUCAGAUGAGCCCUCAUGUUCAUGUGAUAGGUGGAUAACUUUUGAAAGGAUUCAAGGUGUGAAACACCAACUUCGGUGUUUGGUAUGCCUGACCUGGAUAAGUGAUAAAAUUCUGGCUGUCUCAGAAGCACUGGUCCACAGAAAAGUGGAGUUUUGUGUGUGGGUAACUAUAAAAACAGAAUGGAAAUGUGCUGAAGCAAAAUAUCUGCAGUCACCAAGCAUCUGCCCACAUCACUGGAUUUGACCAUUAACCAUCCCAUUUCCAGUGUCAUCUUUAGAUGCAAUAUUAGAAAACCUCUUUGCUUAUUAGGAGUGUUUCAUCAGACUCCUUCAUCAGAACAGGUUUAACAGAGGAAAAGCUGCUUGUAAAGGACCAUCUAGUGUCCUGAAGGGUACAAAGGUUUCUUGUUUCCCAGGGUGGAAAUCCUUCAGCCUUUUGGCUGUGUUGAGCACCUUUGACUUGUCUCAGUACUGGCUCUUAGGACCAGUGUCAACAGAAAGGGAGGAAUGGGAAGGAGAAGGGAAAGCAGCAGGGUGAAAGGGGAAAGCUGAGCAAGGAAAGCCAAAGGCUGGGGGAGGCAGGGGAUACAGUACAAAAUAAAUACAAAUUUAAAUACAAAUACAAAAUAAAUACAAAAUACAAAAAUAAAUACAAAAUAAAACUAUGGAACCCACUAAUCAUUUGCAUCACGUGAUCUCAUUUGUCACAGUUGUCUUUGAUGUCCUGCUGGUGGGUCUCUCUGGACAAGGACUGCAUCAUCUCUGUGUCCCAGUGUGUGCUGCUCUGUUCUGGAAAGGAUUAAUAAAGUCAGUUAUUAGUGAUAAUAUCUCAGUGCUUUAAAAUUACCAUCCACAAGAUGUGGAUGUAUUUCUCACAGGAAUGUUGAAAAUGAAGCUUGACAGUGUUGGAGGGGAAAUAGAGAGUACAGUGUUAUUAUUACUGCUUCAGUCAUUGCUCCAAGGUCUCUCAUGUAGGCAAGGUUUUAUUGAGGUAAUUCAGAUCCCAUCCUUUCUAAACAUUCAUACUUUUCCUGUUCUUUGCAUGACAGAUAGCUACACCUCAGUGUGACCACAAUGAAUUGCUGUGACUGCAGCACCUCUGCAAGAACCUGUGAAAGAUUUUGGUGAGAACAGCUUAGUGGUGCAAGAGCAACCUCAAGCUACAGAUUAAGAAUUGCUGUUAUCCUGUAUUGUACUGUAUGACACUGAAAUAAAAUUCUCUUGAGAUGAGAAA
Molecule: messenger RNA, 3112 nt
Organism: Parus major (Great Tit)
Lineage: Eukaryota; Metazoa; Chordata; Aves; Passeriformes; Paridae
Gene: CLTRN
Product: collectrin, amino acid transport regulator
Exons: 6
Coding region: 83-757 (224 amino acids)
Source: RefSeq, a predicted model, not a curated record